UCGCCCCAGAUGCCCACGGCGGGCACGGACUGUUUGCGGCGACGGCGCUGCCGCGGCACCACAUCAUCGGCGAGUACACGGGCACGCUCGCGCGCGGCUUCCUCGCUUCCGACACCACGGCUUGUAGCGCGGCUUGCGGCACCGAGAGGCUUUCUGCAGCGCGAGCCCUCGAGGUUCUCGCCAACCUUCGGCGGGAUUCGGCCGCAUGGUAGGCGCCGACCGGUAUUUGAUGCGCUACCCGGACGCCGCGGGCAGCCUGCACCUGUCCGCUCGCUCCGCAGGCAGCCUGCUCCGCUUCGUCAAUCACGCGCCGCGGGGCGCACCGGCGAACAACGCGACUUGCUGGGCGGUGCUCGUGGAUGGGGCGUUCCACAUACUCGUGGCGACGACGCGUGCGGUCGAGAAGGGGGAGGAGCUCGCGUACGACUACGGGUCUGCGUAUUGGGCGAGGCACGGGUGAAGCAGAGCUCCCUUUCUACUUCACCAUGAGCCAAGCGCUUUGGUGUGUUUGGGAUUGGGUGUGGCUUUCUUAUCGGAGUUCUCGCAGUCCUCGAGAGAGAGAGAGAGGAAGGUCCUGGUGCAGAGAAGAAUGUACAGGCACAGAGAGAGAGAGACGUACAGAUUCGUACAGCGGUCCAGGUGGAUAUGAAAUGUGUUUUAUCUCUGUACUAUGAGUCACGGUACUGAC
This is a messenger RNA of Emiliania huxleyi CCMP1516, 688 nucleotides long. RefSeq lists its product as hypothetical. The transcript is spliced from 2 exons. The coding region runs from base 230 to 460 and encodes 76 amino acids. Gene Ontology annotation, molecular function: protein binding. NCBI's taxonomy places the organism in Eukaryota, Haptophyta, Isochrysidales, Noelaerhabdaceae. The record is from RefSeq and is a predicted model, not a curated record.